Molecule: messenger RNA, 1447 nt
Organism: Melanotaenia boesemani (Boeseman's rainbowfish)
Lineage: Eukaryota; Metazoa; Chordata; Actinopteri; Atheriniformes; Melanotaeniidae
Gene: mmadhcb
Product: metabolism of cobalamin associated Db
Exons: 10
Coding region: 332-1276 (314 amino acids)
Biological process (GO): cobalamin metabolic process
Cellular component (GO): mitochondrion
Source: RefSeq, a predicted model, not a curated record
UACCGCGCAUGCGCAUUGUUGAAUCGUUCAAGGUGAAACAGAUAUUUGUAUUCAGUCAUACAAUUUUUAUAAUUUAAAGAAAUACAUAGAAAGGAAAGGUGAUAUAAAAAUAAUAAUUUAAAUGUGGAUUAAUAUGCUGCUUCUCUUUCUGGGCCGUAAUUAAUGAACGGAGUCGUUUUGUUUGAACUUUGUGUUGUUGGUCUCCUGGAAUCACGUUGCUAUGACAACCCAUGUCUGACCGCUGCCCCGGGUAGAGGUGACAGGUAGAAAUUCAGGGUUUCGUGUUGGACCUGUCGACUCUGGACUGGACACCGCCAGUAAACACAGCGGCAUGGCCUGUUUGAGUCAGAUUUUGUGCAGCAGAUCCAGAUUGGUCAGCUACCUUCCAGGGAUCCACGUGUUGGUGAAUAGUCUGGCUGGAACCAGAACCCUCUCUGCUGCUGGGUCUCUGGGCUUUGAUGAAUCCAAGAUGGCCACCACCCCAUCUCACAUUGGACUCCGGAGCCUGUUGUCUGAUGAGACCAUGAGGUCUUCUGGGCUCCUGGACCGGAGCUCACAGCUGCCUGGUUCAGUGGGUUUGGACUGCCGUCUGGAAGGACUGGAGGAGCAGAAAACGAGCGUAGGCAUGAGGAUGUUUCCCGACACCCGGCCUCCAUCCAGCGAUGCCAGACAUGAGCUUCAGGUGUCUAACAAAGAUUCUACAACCUCUUCUGAAAAUGUGGAUCCAUCUGAGGGAUACUUCAACAACUCAGCAGUAGAGUGUGCUAUACAGUCCUGUCCUCAGCUCUUAAAGAAAGAUUUCCAUUCCAUGUUUCCUGACGCACCAUGCUGUGAUGUGAUGGUUGUCACGGUGACCCAGAGGACCCAGAACGAUAUGACGAUGUGGUCUGCUGAGGUGGAGCAGGAGAGAGAGCAGAUGCUCGACAAGUUUGUCGGUGGAGCAGCGGAGAUCUGCCGCGCCCUGCAGAGAGAAGGAUUCUGGGCCGACUUCAUCGAGCCAUCUUCAGGCCUCGCGUUCUUUGGAACAUACACCAACAACACGCUGUUCGAGACCGAUGACAGAUACCGUCACCUGGGCUUUCAGAUUGAAGACCUGGGCUGCUGCAGAGUGAUCCGACACUCUCUGUGGGGGACACACGUGUUUGUGGGGACAAUUUUCACCAGCGCACCACCCAGCAGUCUCACCAUGAAGCUGCAGACCACCUCCCAGACUCACUGCCGUGGAUGUUGUUUCGAACUGAGUAAGCAUCGUCCUCCUGCCCUGCCAGCAACAUAACCCCGACGUCGGCAUGACGUGAAGAGUCCAUGCUAAUCUCUAAUCCCAGAAAUAGUUCCACUUGGAUUUUAAGACCAGACAGAUCUUCACGUGUCUGGAUGGAUGUUCGUAGGUUCAGAUCUCAGAGGUUUAAACACUACUGCCAUCAGAAUAAAGGACAUGCAGCACUUG